AUGGCCACAAAAGCCUUCAGCUCAAAGAAAUACUUCCAACUGCUAGCUUUUCUGGUGGCUUUUGUAAGGAUGGCCUUCUGUGGGAAUGUGUUAGUCUGGCCAACAGAAGCCAGCCACUGGCUAAACAUCAAGAUAGUUAUACAGGAGCUGAUCCGUCGUGGGCACGGCGUCACCAUCCUGGUCUCAAACGCUUCACUCUUCAUUAAACCCAGGCCUGAGGCUGUGGAGAAAUUUGAGGUCUAUGCUGUGCCCUUCAAAAAAGACACAGUUGAGAACCUGAUCGAGGAUAUAGUAGCACUAUGGCUGAACAACAGACCAACCACUUUGACUUUCUGGCAGUUUUAUAAGGAGCUGGGAAAAUUGUCCAUAAACUGGAAUCAGAUAAACAGGCAAAUGUGUGAUGCGGUGCUCACCAACCGAGAGCUGAUGGCCCGGCUUCGGGAGGCCAGCUACGACCUGCUGCUGUCGGACCCAGUGACCCUGUGUGGGGACCUCGUGGCUCUCAAGCUGGCAGUCCCUUUUGUGUACUCGCUGCGCUUCACCCCAGCCUCGACUGUGGAGAGGCACUGCGGCAAGAUCCCGGCCCCGCCGUCCUACACACCCGCAGCCCUCUCUGAGCUCACUGACUGCAUGACCUUUGGCGAAAGAAUAAAAAACAUAGUGUCUUAUCACUUACAAGACUACGUUUUCCAGAGGUACUGGGGAGAAUGGGACACAUACUACAGCAAGGUCCUAGGAAGGCAGACAACUCUGUGUGAGACAAUGGGGAAAGCAGAGAUGUGGUUAAUAAGAACAUACUGGGAUUUUGAAUUUCCACGUCCUUUCUUGCCUAACUUUGAGUUUGUUGGUGGACUCCACUGCCAGCCUGCAAAGCCAUUACCAAAGGAAAUGGAAGAAUUUGUUCAGAGCUCAGGAGAACAAGGCAUCGUGGUGUUUUCUCUUGGAUCAAUGGUCUAUAACCUAACUGAUGAAAAAAGUAAUAUAAUUGCUGGUGCCCUCAGCCAGCUUCCACAAAAGGUUCUCUGGCGGUACAAAGGAAGAAAACCAGAAACUCUGGGCUCCAACACCAGGAUUUAUGACUGGAUACCUCAAAAUGAUCUGCUCGGUCAUCCUUUGACUAAAGCCUUCAUUACUCAUGGUGGGACCAAUGGGAUCUACGAAGCUAUCUACCAUGGGGUCCCUUUGGUCGGGAUUCCCAUGUUUGCUGACCAGCACGACAACAUUGCUCACAUGAGGGCAAAGGGAGCUGCAGUUGAACUGGAUUUCAGCACACUGAAGACACAGGACCUAGUUGACGCAGUGAAUACAGUCAUUAACAAUUCCACCUAUAAGGAAAAUGCUCUGAGGUUAUCCAAGAUUCAUCAUGACCAGCCAAUGAAGCCUCUUGACAGAGCUGUCUUCUGGAUUGAAUUUGUCAUGCGUCACAAAGGAGCAAAGCAUUUGAGACCAGCUUCUCACCAUCUCACCUGGUACCAGUACCACUGCCUAGAUGUUCUGGCAUUCUUGUUCGCCUGUGCAGCCAUUUCUAUUUUCAUUCUUGUCAAAUGCUGUUUAUUCUGCUGCAAGAAACGCAGCAGAAUCACAAAGAGUAAGAAAGAAUAAAUAUGCUGUUCCCAUCAGCAAAGAGGAAUUAACCCUUGCAGGCUGAUUCAUUCAGCAAGGCAUUUAUGCACAUUCCUCAGUGAAGAACAUUAUUAUGAUAUGCUUUAUGCUGGACUUAUCAAGAAGUACCUUUUAGUACAUACCUU
Messenger RNA from Rhea pennata, 1748 nucleotides. RefSeq names its product UDP-glucuronosyltransferase 2A2-like. Bases 1 to 1602 code for a protein of 533 amino acids. NCBI's taxonomy places the organism in Eukaryota, Metazoa, Chordata, Aves, Rheiformes, Rheidae. Gene Ontology annotation, molecular function: glucuronosyltransferase activity. The record is from RefSeq and is a predicted model, not a curated record. The transcript is spliced from 6 exons.